Vitis riparia (riverbank grape) is the source of this 1187-nucleotide messenger RNA. RefSeq lists its product as uncharacterized. The coding region runs from base 1 to 1086 and encodes 361 amino acids. The record is from RefSeq and is a predicted model, not a curated record. The transcript has 5 exons. NCBI's taxonomy places the organism in Eukaryota, Viridiplantae, Streptophyta, Magnoliopsida, Vitales, Vitaceae.
AUGAUGGAGUCUGGACUGAAGAAGUCAAAAAGGGGAAUGGAUGAGAGAGAGAGAGAGAGAGAGCGGGAGCGCGAGAUAGAGAGAGAAAAGGGGAAGCAGGAGGUGAAAUGGAAUGUAAUCUCAGUUUUAAAGAUUACGCGUCAUUCAAAACACGCCGGAACAGUUGGAAAAAUCCAGACUCCAUCAUUUCUCGUUGAUUUCAAUCACAUGAAUUUGCCAAUCCUUGGAGCCACAAUGAAAAGAAAGAGUUGCAGUCCUUGCGACUCUCUCGUGAGCUUGUUUGACGAUGAUGAAUUGGAGGUUUCUGAAAUCCUGUUCCAAAUUCCUUGCAUAAUCUUCCAAUUUGAGAAUCGCAAUCGCCUUUUAGUCGCUUGGGGCGUUAGGAAGAGAAGAUCUGCCAUUGAUCCUGACUUAUAUCCGCCUUCUGUUCCUUCGUCGUCGUCGCCUCAUCUUCCCGGGACUUGUUAUGAUGAUCCUCAAGCGAAGGUUGAACCUUCCAGCACUGCCACGCCUCUCUCCUUCUCCCCCAACGAAUCUGAUAGCGCGUCUAAGCGCUCUAAGAAGAGUGUUUCAUAUAAAAAGAAGAAGGAAAAUUUGUUGAAGAUGGUUGAGGAUUUGACUCAUCAGAAAAAGUUGCUAAAGACGGAAAUCGAGAAUGUCGAGCGGUUCUACAACCCGUUGAAAGCUCUCAACUCAGAAUUAAAGGCAAAAAAACAACUGUUGAACCUUGAUACGGUAAUAGCCGAAGCCAGAGUGGAGAGCAGAGAGCAAGCACAUCCUCAACAGCCACUGCCCCUCCUCCUUCAAGACUCUGCCCCAGCCAGUGCUUUGGUGGCCAACCCUAUGGGCCCACGUGUUAUACCUGAUCUCAACGUCUCCCCGGAGGAGACUCUUGGACCGGAACUAGUUGCGCCGUUGGAUCUCAACCUCAGCAUUGCUCUGAACGCCGAUACCACACAACUGAAUAGGGUUGCAGCAACUCAAGCCAGGAAGAAGAGGCUUCAGAUUUACAGAGCGAAGAAACCCAAAGCCCCUCCCCAUACAAAUCAAUUUUUGAAGCUGAGUGUCAGUGUUACUAAUGUUUGAAACUCGCUAUAGAGCAUGUUCUUAUACGUAUUAGCAUCUUCAAGGCCAUGACAUUGUCCAGCCUAAACUAGAAUUGAAGGUAUUCCAUUGCCAUUUUCCAA